Thermothielavioides terrestris NRRL 8126 is the source of this 1332-nucleotide messenger RNA. RefSeq lists its product as uncharacterized. The record is from RefSeq and is a predicted model, not a curated record. Gene Ontology annotation, biological process: regulation of transcription by RNA polymerase II; positive regulation of DNA-templated transcription, elongation. The transcript is spliced from 3 exons. NCBI's taxonomy places the organism in Eukaryota, Fungi, Ascomycota, Sordariomycetes, Sordariales, Chaetomiaceae. Gene Ontology annotation, cellular component: nucleus; cyclin/CDK positive transcription elongation factor complex. The coding region runs from base 1 to 1332 and encodes 443 amino acids. Gene Ontology annotation, molecular function: cyclin-dependent protein serine/threonine kinase activator activity.
AUGGCCCCGCAAUCAUCAAAACCGCUGGCACCUGCCGCCGGCGGACCGACUUCGGACGAUAGCACUCCGAUUGGACCCCCAUCGGGCCUGUCGAGAAUACCUGCGCAGUACAAUUCUGAACAGGGCAUCCGGCAGAGCAUGAAGCACAUUGGAUGCGAUGAGGCACGAGAGGACGGCUACCGGCUGAAGGGCAUCCAGCUAAUUGACAGCGUCCGGCAGAGCCUGCAGUUGCCAGUCAGGACGUUCGACACAGCGGCGAUAUACUACCACAAGUUCCGUCUACGGUUCCCGAGCAAUGAGUACAACUACGAGGACGUUGCCUUGGCCGCUCUCUUCGUGGCUUGCAAGGCGGAGGACACGAUCAAGAAGUCCAAAGACAUCCUUUGCGCUGCGCACAACAUCCGGCAGCCUCAUGACCACAAGACACCAGAUGACAAGUGCUUUGAAGCCCCGUCGCGGUUCACUGUCGGGCUCGAACGGCACAUUCUCGAAACCAUCGGCUUCGACUUCCGGGUCCAAUAUCCGCAAAAGCUCCUGAUCAAGAUGGUGAGGAGGAUGUUUCCGCGGGAGAGCCCCGAGAGUCAGGAUGAGGGGAAGAAGUUCCUCCACGUCGCCUACAACAUGUCGCUCGACCUGUACAAGACGCUGGCGCCCAUCAAACAGACCGCAUUCACCCUAGUCCUGGCCAUUCUCGAGUUGACGGCGCUGCUGAUGAGCACGGAUCCUGGCAGGACACAAGAGUUCCAAACGGCGGCAUCCUGGCACACGGAGCGAGCAUGCGUGGUAGAAACCAUAUUAGAUCUGCUGGAUCUCUACACGCAGUUCCCAAAGUCCACCAAAAUCGGCGUCCGCUUCGACCUAAAGAAACUGAUGGACGUCAAAAUCGAGAUGAACAAUCUCGUCGCCAGGGAGAAGCACUCGCGCUAUCAUGGAUGGUGCGAUCGCUGCGCCCCUGAUUUGUUGGACACCCGCUCUGUCACGCCAGGCUCAGCAACGUCCCCAGCAACCAACCCUUCAGCCCCGGGAAGCAGCUCGGUGAAGCGAAAGCGGACCGCCAGCGAAGGGACACAGCGGUUUGUAUUCGAUGCCGCCGAAGCGCGCAAAGAGAAGGAUCUCGUUUCGCGCUACUUCAACGACGAAUACGAAGAGCAUGAGGUGGAAGUCGAGGAGCCGGUUCGGGAGCCGGAGCCCCGCCAUCCCAGCCGAAGCAACCAUGCCCCAAGCGGUCACGGUCACAACCACGCAGAUCACGGGUGGCCAGGAUACCAUCGAAGCAACAGACACGGCCCGCCCAACGACCGGCAUCGAGGUCGGCGCGGCCACGGCUACUGA